AUGUUUGCAAAACUAAAGAAGAAAAUUGCAGAAGAGACUGCUGUUGCUCAGAGACCAGGAGGUGCUACUAGGAUCCCACGGUCCGUGAGCAAGGAAUCGGUUGCCUCUAUGGGAGCUGACUCCGGAGAUGACUUUGCUUCCGAUGGAAGCAGCUCCAGAGAAGAUCUUUCAUCCCAGCUUUUAAGAAGGAAUGAACAGAUACGGAAGUUGGAGGCCAGACUUUCUGACUAUGCUGAACAGGUCCGAAACCAUCAGAAGAUAAAAGAGAAGCUCGAAAUUGCAUUAGAAAAGCACCAGGAUUCUUCCAUGCGGAAAUUUCAUGAGCAGAAUGAGACAUUCCAAGCCAACAGAGCCAAAAUGGCAGAAGGACUGGCUUUGACAUUAGCCAGAAAGGACCAGGAAUGGUCAGAAAAAGUGGAUCAACUAGAAAAGGAAAACAGGUUUCUCACAGCUCAGCUACAGGAAAUAAAGAACCAGAGUUUGAAUCUUUUCCAAAAGAGAGAUGAAAUGGAUGAAUUAGAGGGGUUCCAGCAGCAGGAACUAAGUAAAGUAAAACACCUGCUUUUAAGAAAAGAAGAAACUCUGGGGAAAAUGGAGCAGGAGUUGGAAGCACGAACCAGAGAACUUAGUCACACCCAGGAGGAGUUAAUGAUCUCCAAUCAGAUGUCUUCAGACUUGAGCCGGAAGUUAGAAGAAUUGCAGAGACACUACUCAACGCUGGAAGAACAGAGAGACCGUGUGACAACUUCAAAAACAGGUGCAGAAAGUAAGAUGCCAGCCCUGGAGCAAAAGGGUCAAGAGCUCCAGCCAUUCAUUCAGCAGCUUUCCAUUGAAUUGCAAAAGGUCACUGCUGAAACUCAAGAGAAAGAAAAACUCAUACAUUUGCAGAAGGUUGCAUCCUUGGAGAAGAGACUUGAACAGAACUUACUGGGGGAAGAGCGUGUGCAAGAACUCUUAAAAGAGAAAACUGUUGCCGAGCAGAAUUUGGAAGAUACCAGGCAGCAGUUGUUGGAAGCCAGAAGCACCCAGGCCAUAGCCAUUGGCAUCCUGGAGACUCGGGUAAAAGAACUAGAGCAGACCCUGCAGGCUUCCGAGGAGAGGUUGAAGCAGAGCAGUGAAGUCAUGGCUUCGCAGGAGGCUCAGAUUCAGGCGCUCUCCCGUGUCAAUGAGGAGGGCAGAUGUGCCCAGCAGCAGGCCCUCACUGUGCAGCAGCAGUGCACAGAACGUGUCCACGUGCUGGAGGCCCAGAUCGCUGCCCUGGAGAGAGAGCAGGAGGCCGACAGGACGGCCAUGGAGCACAAGAUGAGGGAGCUGGAGCAAGAAAACACAGCUCUUAAAGAAAGUAGGAAUGAAUGUGAACGUUCUUUACAGCUUCACCAACUUGAGCUAAAGAAGCUAAAGGAAGAAUGGAGCCAAAGAGAAAUUGUGAGUGUGGCAAUGGCUCAAGCCCUAGAGGAGGUGCGGAAACAAAGAGAAGAGUUCCAGCAACAGGCUGCUAACCUGACAGCCGUCAUAGAUGAGAAAGAACAGAAUCUGCAGGAGAAAACGGAAGUGGUUCUACGGAAAGAGCAGGAGAUUCUCCAGCUGAAAAAAGGUCAUGACUCUGCCCUGCUGCAGAUACACCAGCUGCAGAGUGAGCUGGGGGUCCUGAGGAGUGUGAGGGCAGAGGUGCCCGGGGCAGCUGCUGUACCGGCGGACCUGUGGAGGCUGCCAGGCCACGAGCAGGGGCUGGCACUCUCAGCCCGUGAGCCUCACGUCACCCUAAAGGCCAGGGAGGACCCCAUGUACCAGCUUUCAGCUGCAGAGGGAACACCAAAUGGUGAAGUUGGGACCAUGGAUCCAGGGCAGCUACAGAAGGAGAAACAGGACUUGGAACAACAGCUUAUAGAGAAGAAUAAGAUCAUAAAGCAGAUGCAGCAGAGGAUGCUGGAACUCAGAAAGACUCUGCAGAAGGAACUGAAAAUUAGACCUGAUAAUGAGCUUUUUGAGGUCCGGGAGAAGCCUGGCCCUGAGAUGCCAAACCUGGCCCCGUCUGUCACAAACAACACUGACCUGACUGAUGCUCGUGAGAUCAACUUUGAGUACCUGAAACACGUUGUUCUAAAAUUCAUGUCCUGUCGAGAAUCUGAGGCUUUUCAUCUUAUAAAAGCCGUGUCAGUGUUGCUAAACUUCUCACAAGAGGAGGAAAACAUGCUCAAAGAAACUCUGGAGUAUAAGAUGUCAUGGUUUGGGUCCAGACCAGCUCCCAAGGGCAGCAUCCGGCCAUCUAUCUCAACCCCUCGGAUACCAUGGUCCUAG
Molecule: messenger RNA, 2298 nt
Organism: Orycteropus afer afer
Lineage: Eukaryota; Metazoa; Chordata; Mammalia; Tubulidentata; Orycteropodidae
Gene: GOLGA1
Product: golgin A1
Exons: 21
Coding region: 1-2298 (765 amino acids)
Cellular component (GO): Golgi apparatus
Source: RefSeq, a predicted model, not a curated record